AUGUUGUAUCAUUAUAUAUCACAUUGGGAAGUUACUGUAUCGCAGGCAAAUAGUACCAAAGAUCGAUUCAAAAGUGUGGAACUAACUCCCAUAAAAAGAAGAAUCCCUGAAUAUGCGACAUUUAUACGUAAGAAACAGCAACAACCUGUGAAAUUUGGAAAAUAUGUUAUAACUUCGAUGUAUAAUUGUACUUUAACGGAAGUUGUCACGGUUGACCCGUACAUAAAUCAAACUGAAACGAAGGAAUUUCUGAUUUUAUCGCGUAUUCCAAAUGAAUGGAUUUUUCCGUAUUGGGAACAUCCAGCAACCAAGGUUAAAUUUACCAUUCAAAUUAUACAUAACCACAGUGAUACACCUAUUUCGAACAUGCCACCUAAAUAUUGGAAUUCGGUAAUAAAUGCAUUCCAAACAACAUUUUUCACCACACCUCUAAUAUCCACACAGUUGGUUGCAUUUGUUGUCAUACCGAAUGUAUAUAACAUAUUUAUGAGAACAAGGAAUAACGUUACCAUUACAUGCAGCUUAAAAAUGAGAAAUGACACAUACUAUGCACGAACUGUUCUUAUUAAUAUGUUCAUAAGUCUCAGAAACAUGUGGGACAAUAUCAUACCACGGUCGCAUGUUUAUUACGUGCUUCUGCCUUUAACCUCUACUGUUUACGAAAGUAUGAUAACUCCUGGAUUUGUUUUUUUGAGUGAAGUUAACAGUAUAUACAACAGCGAAGUAGAUUCAAUUAUUAAAGAAAGAGAAGUAACAUGUUUCAUAGCACGAAAUGUGAUACAAGAAGUAUUCUGUGAUUGGGUAGCUGCAUUUAGACAAUCGGAUUCUUGGUUUAUCGAAGGAUUUUCAACAGUAUAUGGAGUUUAUAUUUGGGAUAAGGUUAUUGUUGUGCAUUUUUAUUGUAGUUGUGCAUAA
Pseudomyrmex gracilis is the source of this 915-nucleotide messenger RNA. Its product is annotated as glutamyl aminopeptidase-like. The transcript has 3 exons. The record is from RefSeq and is a predicted model, not a curated record. Gene Ontology annotation, molecular function: peptide binding; metalloaminopeptidase activity; zinc ion binding. Gene Ontology annotation, biological process: peptide catabolic process; proteolysis. Bases 1 to 915 code for a protein of 304 amino acids. NCBI's taxonomy places the organism in Eukaryota, Metazoa, Arthropoda, Insecta, Hymenoptera, Formicidae. Gene Ontology annotation, cellular component: cytoplasm.